AGAAAAGGGCAUUCCGUUGGAGAUAGUUGCUCGGAACGUUAACUUCUUUCCUCUCAUCUCCAUUAUCAUCAAAUUCAGUAGCGAGCUCUUAGAAUCAUUUCGUUAGAGGCGAUGACAUAUACCAGAGUCCACAGGCCUGCUUCCCCGCCCAAGUCGGCAUCCCCUGUCAGGGAUUUUAGGUCGAGAUCAAGAUCAUUAUCACCUCCAAGAAGAAGCCGUUCGAGGAGCCGUGAAACUGAAGAACCCGUCAACCCUGGAAAUAACCUCUAUGUGACUGGCCUAUCAACAAGGGUUACAAAUAGCGAUCUUGAGAAGUUCUUUAGCAGUGAAGGGAAGGUUAUUGAGUGCAGUCUCGUCACUGAUCCACGAACCAAAGAAUCCCGUGGGUUUGGGUUUGUUACAAUGGAAACAAACGAAGAUGCAGACCGAUGUGUUAAACAUCUUAACCGCUCUGUGUUGGAAGGUCGACUUGUUACGGUGGAGAAGGUAGUUUCUUAUCUCAAUCUUCAACAUUGCCUGAUGUUUUGCACCACGAUCGUGCUUGAAUUAUUUGUGCUCAGCAACUCAAUAAAGAGUUGUUAGUUCUACAUUCGUACUUAUCUUCAGAAUUGUUGCCUGAUAUAUUUUGGCAGCAGGUCUGGUUUGUGUAACUUCAUCGAAUACAAAUUCUAAGCUAUUAUGUCUAAAUCGUCGAACAUAUUCUUUCGCAACUUGCACACUGCAUCGACAUUUCAAACUGAUCAAAUGAAUUCGCUAUUUCCAA
This is a messenger RNA of Cuscuta campestris, 763 nucleotides long. The record is from the annotation of a GenBank genome assembly. Lineage: Eukaryota; Viridiplantae; Streptophyta; Magnoliopsida; Solanales; Convolvulaceae.